AUGGGGAAUCUACUCACAGAUCUGGGAGACGGCUGUAUAAGAAGAGCAAAUGGAAGGCCGAGGAGGGAAGCGGAUCAACUGGCGCUCUGUUUAUCCUUUGAUGAUGGAUGGAGUCAUGGAGAUGGCGUUGGGAAGUAUCAGUACCAGCUUGAUUUUUGCGUGCCGAGGUCUGCAAUUUUGGCGAGUAAAACCGGAGAUUGA
Messenger RNA from Linum trigynum, 201 nucleotides. The record is from the annotation of a GenBank genome assembly. NCBI's taxonomy places the organism in Eukaryota, Viridiplantae, Streptophyta, Magnoliopsida, Malpighiales, Linaceae.